This is a messenger RNA of Anopheles moucheti, 3793 nucleotides long. It is a transcript of the gene Kat60, whose product is annotated as katanin p60 ATPase-containing subunit A-like 1. Bases 1251 to 2957 code for a protein of 568 amino acids. Gene Ontology annotation, cellular component: microtubule cytoskeleton. The transcript has 5 exons. Lineage: Eukaryota; Metazoa; Arthropoda; Insecta; Diptera; Culicidae. Gene Ontology annotation, biological process: microtubule severing. Gene Ontology annotation, molecular function: microtubule severing ATPase activity; ATP binding; microtubule binding. The record is from RefSeq and is a predicted model, not a curated record.
GGAGGUGAUCGAAGCUCUGGUGCGGACGAACCAACAGCUUCCAACGGUUUAGAAGUGAAGUGCAUCUUUCGGGUGUAGAUGCGAAAAACAGCACACCGUCGUUCUAUGUGCGUUCGGUACCAUUGCUCCAGAAGCAACACUCCCCGAAGGCCUAAUGCGGGCGCGCUCUGUGUGAAUUCGUUUGCUUAACAUUUGUGUUUCUAUCCAAAACCCGCACAAUCCGUGGUGUUUAUAGUUUUUCAUGUGUGUACGUUUAGAACUGACCGUGCAUAGUUGCAAGCUACCAUCUGACACCGGAACCGGGGAAAGAAAUCGACCAAGCAACGGUUGUGUGUUAUUCACCUUUACGAAAACCCGCAGUUUACAGGGAACGGUGAAGCAAAGAAAAGUAGCGAGCAAAGUAGCGUGUGCGAAAGAAUAUUCCUACACAAUAUAAGCUGUAUGCGUGCAUAAGUGUAUGUGGUUGUUGUGCUUGUGUGUGUGAGUUGGUGAGUGUUUUUUCUUCAUUACGAUUUUGUGAAGCAACAUCAAGCUGUACAGCAGGCUGUGAAGAAAAGACGAUGGUUGGUCGGCACUAGCCAGCGCGGAAAAUGAGGCUGUCCAUCGCUGUCAGCUGGAAAAGCAUCGUCGCCAACGAGAACGACCAUCAAAAGACGGCCAGAGAACGCUUGUCACGGAGGGGUGGAUAGUCCGGGUCGGUCAACAGCAACCGGUAGUGGGGUGGCGUAACGAGUUUUCUUUAUCAGCUGGCAUCCUUCAUCGUACGCCUUCGUCAGAAUCGAAACGCACUUCGUCGUGGUGCCCUUAUCAGCUUGCUUGUUUUACCGUACCGUUUCCAUCGCCUACGAGCGUACCCGCGCAUUGCCAUGGCGUCCGUCGUCUGCCCAUCGGACGAAAUUACGUAUUCCUGAAGGCGCACUGUAGAAAGCGAAACCAAAACAGAGGAGAGCCUGUCAAAUAAGAGGCGGCUACAUCGAUCGAUGAUCGUACUGCGUCAUCCUCAAAACAGACACAAGCGCAAGUGAUCGUAUUAGUCAUACCGUGCGCGGACUAGUUGCACUGUCUUUCCGAUUCAAGCCAGGAAACGUAUUAGCGUUUGAUCGUUCGUUAUAGUCAGAUUCACGCAACAAGACGUAAAUGCGGUACGUACGUCAAAGACAGAAAUCAAAGGAUCACUGAGGGAGAAGUAGAGAACAUUGGUUCCUUGUGUCGCCGCUACCGACGCGCCGUCACGCCAUAAGACAGGAGGAAUGACCAUCGUUAUGGCUGGUCUAUCGACAUCGGAAAUAUGCGAAAACACGAAACUGGCCCGUGAAAUGGCAGUGAUGGGGAACUACGAUUCGGCCGGUAUCUACUACGAGGGUGUUUUGCAAAUGCUGCGCAAACUGCUGGUCGGUCUUAGUGAACCACUGCAAAAGGGCAAAUGGUUGAUGAUACAACAAGAAAUUAACAAAGAGUACAAUCAAAUGAAACUAAUUCAAAAGACGCUUACGGAAAUUACAAUGGAUCUGCAAAAUGCACCGCUGCAAGCCCGCAUCCGCACACCCCUGCACGAAACUGCCAGCAAAGAUCCGGCAGCAUGGUUCCGGGCCGAUCCGGACAUCUGGAUGCCGCCGGUAUCCGGGCGCGGUGGCGUUGAUCCGGAUGUGUGGGCACCAGCACCAGAUAUGCCACCGCCCGAUCAUCGCCGGGCCGUAGCACCCCGUAAUCAAUCACGCUCCAGUACGGCACUGAACCGGAAGUCGGAAGUGAAUCGCCGAAAUGCGGCCACUAAAUCGGCAUCCACAACAACCGUCGGAGGGCGCAAGACAAUCAGUCAGUCAGCACGUGCCACGACCGGUGGAACUUCGGGAAUGAACGGUGCAUCGCGCACAGGAACGCUGACGAGAACGAAAGGUGGUGCAGGCCAGCGAAGCUCGGCAGCAGCGGCAGGUGGUGAUGCAACCAACGGCAAUGGAGAGAAGAGCGACAAGGAAAAGCUGGACGACGACGAAGGCAACGGCGGCGAUACGCCGGAGGAAGUGGAGCGCAAGUUCGAACCAGCCAGCCAUGUGGACGUCGAUCUAGUGGAUAUGCUCGAGCGUGACAUACUGCAAAAGAAUCCAAACAUUCACUGGGAUGACAUAGCGGAUUUGCAUGAAGCGAAACGGCUGCUGGAGGAAGCCGUCGUUCUACCGAUGUGGAUGCCGGACUACUUUAAGGGCAUCCGAAGACCCUGGAAGGGUGUGCUGAUGGUUGGUCCACCCGGUACCGGCAAAACAAUGCUCGCGAAAGCCGUUGCUACCGAGUGUGGCACCACGUUCUUCAACGUGUCCUCGUCAACACUUACCUCCAAGUAUCGGGGUGAGUCUGAGAAGUUGGUGCGUCUCCUAUUCGAGAUGGCACGGUUUUACGCGCCUAGUACGAUCUUUAUCGAUGAAAUCGAUUCGCUUUGUUCGCGCCGUGGUUCGGAGUCCGAGCAUGAAGCAUCCCGGCGGGUGAAAUCCGAGCUGCUGGUACAGAUGGACGGUGUCAGUAACGAUGAGGCAACCAAGAUUGUUAUGGUACUGGCCGCCACCAAUUUCCCGUGGGACAUUGACGAGGCGUUGCGACGACGUCUCGAGAAACGAAUCUACAUCCCGCUCCCGAACAGUGAAGGUCGUGAGGCACUGCUGAAGAUUAAUCUGCGCGAGGUGAAGGUGGACGAGUCGGUGGAUAUGCGCGACAUUGCUGACCGGUUGGAUGGUUACUCGGGUGCGGACAUUACGAAUGUUUGCCGCGAUGCAUCGAUGAUGUCCAUGCGGCGCAAAAUUGCCGGCUUGCGGCCCGAACAGAUACGGCAGCUGGCAAAGGAGGAACUCGAUCUGCCGGUAUCGAAGCAGGACUUCAAAGAGGCCAUUGCCAAGUGCAACAAGAGCGUAUCCAAAGACGACCUAGCGAAGUAUCAGCAGUGGAUGAAGGAAUUCGGUUCCUCGUGAUCGAACGUGUGUUUCGUCCCACUGACGACGAGCAAACCGGUGACGAUCAGUCCAUGGAUAUUAAGACUGUCGUCGAUGACUGAUUUGUGGGUGAUUGAACUGUGUUGGACGGUUCAAUGUGAGAUUGUGAUCCUUGUAUAAAGAUGAAGAAAUAGACAGUGAAUCCGAGAGUAGAUGGGAUAAACAAAACAAAUCGGGAGCAAAAUGAAUUAGCAUACAGGCCUAUCGUUCGAAAUGCACCGCUUAAGGGAAAUUUAGUAUCGUCCAACACUGGCAGAAUUAAUAGCUUUCUUAUUCGCGCUCACUACGCGUCCAUCUUUUUAUCGAAACCGUUUGCUUGCUUUUGUUAGCAAGCGCAUGGUCAUACAGUUGCGCUUAUCUUAAUGGUUCCUUCCGAAUUCUAUUUCACACAUCAUAUCAAUAUUCAAUGAGACAGUCCUGGAAUGUAGGUUGGCAAUAAUUAGGUAGGUCAACGAUUUUUUUCUCUGUUAAUUGUAAUGCACAUUGGUUGUUUCUAUUGCCGAUGUGAUCCAUUGCCUUGAUUGCUGUGCCUAUCAUCCGUAGGGCCAUUUUAACAUCAUUAGAUGCUUCAAAGGAGCGUCUCACUAUCUGAAGGUUUGAAGUGGAUGAACAGAUAGAACGAAACAGAAAACACUGAAACUAGGAUCAAGCUCUUCGCGGAAGAGCAAGAACUGCUGCAGAGCAUGUAACAUCCAUCUGUUUUCUUUUACAUUUUACUACUACAAUAAAAUCAACUAUAAUACUAGUGUAAUGAAUAAGAUGUAAUAAAACACUUGAAUAACAUUUUAUAAAAAAGUGACAAAAUAAAAGCAUAA